Molecule: messenger RNA, 8510 nt
Organism: Callithrix jacchus (white-tufted-ear marmoset)
Lineage: Eukaryota; Metazoa; Chordata; Mammalia; Primates; Cebidae
Gene: OGFRL1
Product: opioid growth factor receptor like 1
Cellular component (GO): membrane
Molecular function (GO): opioid growth factor receptor activity
Source: RefSeq, a predicted model, not a curated record
UCACGUCCAUGCUGGUACUCAGCUCCCAGAACUGGCGGGAUCCCUCUUCCCGCUCAGCUGGGAGAUGCCCCAGACAGGCAUUCCUGGCUCUGGGCGGCCAGGGUAACAGCCCACCCCCAUCCACUCCGGGGACCACCAGGGGCCGCGUGAAGGCAGAUGUUCUGUGGAGAAACGUGGAAGUGAGGGGGCACCCAGGGCCGGCGGCUGCAGUUGGCUCUCCCGUGGGCUCUGGGCCGGAGCCGCUCCCGCCCGUGGGGAGGAGAAGGAGCCGGAUGGGCGGGUUUAGGCGCGCGUGGCGGCGGGUCCCGGGGCCGCCGGCUCCUCCCCGCGAGGGUGCCUGUCCGCCGCUCGCCGCGCUGAGGCAGUGCGGGGCGGGCGCGCCUAGGCUGCCGCCCAGCGCCCUCGCCGCGGCCAUGCCCGGGCCCUAGCGCGCCUGCCGCAGCCCGCGCCCCGCAGCCCCGCAGCCCCGCGCCCGCCGCUGCCUCUUCAAUGGGCAACCUGCUGGGCGGGGUCAGCUUCCGCGAGCCCACCACCGUGGAGGACUGCGACUCCACCUGGCAGACCGACUCGGAGCCUGAGCCCGAGGACCCAGGGCCGGGCGGCGGCAGCGAGGGCCCGGGGCAGGAGCCCGAGCAGCCCGCGCAGCCCCCGGAGCGAGCCGGCGGGCGGCCCAGUGCCAGCCCCGCGCCGGACGAGGAUGCCGAGGCGGCAGGCGCCGAGCAGGGUGAUGAUUCCACUGAAGCAACAACGGCCAAACCAAAGAGAAGUUUUUAUGCUGCGAGGGAUUUGUACAAGUACCGACACCAGUACCCACAGAACUUCAAAGAUAUCCGAUAUCAAAAUGACUUGAGCAAUCUUCGUUUUUAUAAGAAUAAAAUUCCAUUCAAGCCAGAUGGUGUUUACAUUGAAGAAGUUCUAAAUAAAUGGAAAGGAGAUUAUGAAAAACUGGAGCACAACCACACUUACAUUCAAUGGCUUUUCCCCCUGAGAGAACAAGGCUUGAACUUUUAUGCUAAAGAACUAACUACAUAUGAAAUUGAGGAAUUCAAAAAAACAAAAGAAGCAAUUAGAAGAUUCCUCCUGGCUUAUAAAAUGAUGCUAGAAUUUUUUGGAAUAAAACUGACUGAUAAAAUUGGAAAUGUUGCUCGGGCUGUUAACUGGCAGGAAAGAUUUCAGCAUCUGAAUGAGUCCCAGCACAACUAUUUAAGAAUCACUCGUAUUCUUAAAAGCCUUGGUGAGCUUGGAUAUGAAAGUUUUAAAUCUCCUCUUGUAAAAUUUAUUCUUCAUGAAGCUCUUGUGGAAAAUACUAUUCCCAAUAUUAAGCAGAGUGCUCUAGAGUAUUUUGUUUAUACAAUUAGAGACAGAAGAGAAAGGAGAAAGCUCCUGCGGUUUGCCCAGAAACACUACACGCCUUCAGAGAACUUUAUCUGGGGACCGCCUAGAAAAGAACAGUUGGAGGGAAGCAAAGCCCAGAAAAUGUCUUCCCCUCUCGCCUCCAGUCACAACAGUCAAACUUCUAUGCACAAAAAAGCCAAGGACUCCAAAAAUUCCUCCUCAGCUGUUCAUUUAAAUAGCAAAACAGCUGAAGAAAAAAAAGUGGCACCACAAGAGCCUGUGGAACAGACAGACAGGACCAGCCCAGAGCCCAGCAAUGAAGCUGCCAAGCCAAGAAAUACAGAGGACAGUAAUGCUGAGAGUGUGAAUUCUCAACCUGAAAAAACAGUUACAAAUCCCACAGAAAAAAAGGAGAGUGCGUCUCCUGAAAAUAACGAAGAAGGUGAAAAUCAUAACCAAGACAGUGAAAGUCCUGGAAAUACAAAUUGCCAUGAAGUUGUACUAGUACAGUGAAUCAUCAGAAAACCCAUAAGCCAGUUUAGGUUAGAGGAGAAAAUAACGACUAUCAUUUAUCCUAAAGAACAGAGACAAGGUCACAUUUCAAAUUUCAGCCAUCUGUUUGUGAUUUCUGUCAUAAGCAUUUUAUUGUUGUUUUCAUUUUGGAUAACAAUGAAUUAAAUAUCUAAUAAGGAGAUUUAAGACAAGACCCAAUAAAUAAAUGUAUUCUGUAAUGCUUUUAGGAUGUAAAUUUUCAAAUUCUGUGUAUACUAAUUGCUUUGAAAAUAUUUUCAGAAUAUCUAGAAAUUACCAUGUAGUAUUUUGUAUACAAAAUAUAUUCGAGAGUCUACGUGAAGAAAACCAAGAGGAUAAUUUCACUGGAUUGCCACACCUUUACCCAAUUUAUGGUUUAAUUUUUUUUUUUUGAGACAGUCUCACUCUGUCACCUAGGCUGGAGUGCAGUGGUGCUAUCUCGGCUCAUUGUAACCUCCACCUCCUGGGUUCAAGUGAUUUUCCUCCCUCAGCCUCCUGAGUAGCUGGGACUACAGGCACAUACCACCAUGCCUGGCUAAUUUUUGUAUUUUUAGUAGAGAUGGGGUUUCACAGUGUUGGUCAGGCUGGUCUUGAAAUUUUGGCCUUGUGAUCCACCUGACUUGGCCUCCCAAAGUGCUAGGAUUACAGGUGUGAGCCACCAUGCCUGGCCAAUUAUUAUUGUUAUUACUUUUAACAAAGAGAUUGAUCUUUUCAAAUGUAUUCAGAAACUAAUUUGGAUUCUUUGAUUCCAGCACCUCAACGUGUUUAUUUUGAUAUUCUGAUAAGUGAAAUAGAUGGCCUUGUGGAGCUCUGACCUCCCCAGCUCAUCUGUCAGUCCUGCUGUCCUCACCUCCUUGCCUCUUUCCAUGCUUACCCUUGAGCUACAAUCUUUGUCAGCUAGCAUUUGUGUUUCUAGUGUAAUUGGCCCUCCAUAUCAGAGGUUCAGCAUCUGUGGAUUCAUCCAACCAUAGAAUGAAAAUAUUUGGGGGAAAAAUUGAUGUUUACAUCUCUACUGCAUAUGUAGAGAUGUAACCAUCUUUUUUUGUCAUUAUUCCCUAAACAAUAUAGUAUAUUGUCUUUUUUUGUCAUUAUUCCAUAAACAAUACAGUAUAACAACUAUUGACAUUAUAUUGUAUAUAUUAGGUAUUUUAUAAUUAAUCUAGAAAUGAUUUAAAGUAAUUUACCUAAGGGACUUGAGCAUUCCUAGAUUUUGGUAACUGCAGAGGGUCCUGGAACCAACCCCCCCAUAGAUAUGAAGGGACAACUGUAUACCUUAAGAUGAUCUAUGUGGAAAUCUACAUGGAACAGAGUACCACUUUCUAAUUGUAUGACUUCAAGAUUUUGCUAUAAUAAAAUUUUCAGUAUAAACUGCUUAAAAACAAAUUUUGAUUGAAAAGUUCAAGAAAAAAACUGUAUUCUCUGGCCGUUCCAUAUAGAUUUGUUGGUUGAUUCUGAAUGUAAAUGACUGAAUAAUUAAAAAACAAGAAGUUAUUCAUUUCUAAAAGGCAUGCCUCUUGCACUGUGAACAAGACAGUCCCUUAAACCAUGAAUAUGUCAGUGUUCUAUGGAUAUAAAAUUAGUAAUGUUGCUUAGUCCAAAUGUGCUUUUGAGAAAGUAUGGUUUUGUGCAUCUCAAAGUUCUCAAACUUCAAAUGGAGAACAAAUUUAAAAGUCCAUAUAUGCAGCUCUAGUAAGCCCUUAAUAUGUUACAUAGCACUGGCUAAAAACAAUUUUGUUUUCUAUAUUAUUACUAUUACAAAUCAAAAAAACACUGUGAUAAGAACUUCAAAGCAUACAUAAAAAUAUAGUUAAAGCAAUGAAUAGAUGAAAGAUUUCUAUUUUAUUUCAUUUAGAAAACGAAAAAUUCCUUUCAACUUUUAAGAAAAGUUUAGGGAAUUUGUAAUAUGUCCUGCUUUCAUAUGACAUAUCAUUUUCUGUUGCUUCUAUUGAGCCACGUUUUCUGCAGUGGAUUUCUUAAAAAUAAUCACACUUAUAGCGUGCCUCUAGAAAUAUGGUUUUACUGCUUUGAAGUUUACAUGGAACAUACCAGUUGCUUAACUCUAAUUUUUAUAUGAAAAAAUAUAAUUUUUAUAUGAAUCUCAGCACUUUUGUUGUAUAUUGUAUUCCAAUUAGUAUGGAACACUGUCUCAUUUUUAAUUCCCAUAAUAUGCCAGUUUUGCUUUCUAGUGUUUUGUGAGUAUUAGGAUUUGGCAAUCUGCAUUUUCAUUUCAGUUUGUAUUUUACAUGCAAGAAAAACAUGGACCCUCUUAUAUGGUGCUCGUUGUAGCAGUGUCUCCAUAGAGCUCAGUAAAUAGUUUUACAAGGUUUAGAGGAUGAGAGAAGGAAGACUGUCAAAUUAGCCAAAUUGUAGAAACACAAAUAAUUUAAUUCAAAGUUAACUUACCGAUUUUGUAUACAGGAUAAAGUGUUCAGACCACUUUCUAAAUGCAUAAUACUAAAAGAUUGUGACCAGAUACUACAAUAUUAAUAAAGCUAGCAGAUAUUAAAACCAAUGAAUGUAAUCUGAAUGACUUAGAAAUUGUAGUAUGUUAGAGCCCUUAUGAGUAGAAAUGUUUCAUUUAGCAAUUUAACUUUUAGAAUAUUAUUCCCACUUAGGAUUUUGAUUAGAUUAGACCGUAAAUUUGAGAAUAUUUAGUCUCAAAGGGAAAACUUCCUGGCAUCCAUCUUAAAUAGUGGUGUUUUCCCACUAUGGUGUUUUUAAAUGCAUAUUCAUACGUAACUGUGUUUCUUAUAUUUCAUCUGUAAAUAAUUUAAUCAUUCAAUGGAGAACAAGGAUAUCAUUCCUUUUGCAGAUAAAAAUUGUCUAGAAAUUUUUUUCUAUUGAUAAUGCUUUGUAUAUUAGUUUUUAAAAUAAGAUCUAUAUACAUGUAUUUAUGUGUGUCAGAUAUGAAAGUUCUCUGGGUUUUGCUCCUAUGUUUUGUAUUUUUAAAAACUACCAUAUGCUUGCAGAAAUUUAUCAAGAAGCUGUUACAAAAAACGCAGUGAAGCAUGACCAAAUAGCUAGAAAUAUUACUGAAUCUUUACAAAUGUAUAGUCUUUAUUGUUGUACUGUGGAGUGCAAGGAUACUAAAUACUGGCUAUUGAUAAAAUACGAACUUGUAUUUCAUGGCAAAUAGAUGUUAUAUCGCUUGAUUAGUCUAGAACAUUUCUAAUAUUUUGUGCUUUCAUAUAUCAAAGGAGAUUAUGUGAAACUAUUUUGAGAUACUGUAAAAUUACAUGUAGUUAUAAGAUAUAUUUCUGUAAAGAGUUUAUAACAUGAGGAAUAUUAUACCAUUAUACAUUUUCAUACUCAAUCUCACAAGAAAUUCAAAAGAAUAAUGAUAAAGUAAACAUAUUUUCACCUCUGUCUAAAUCAAGUCUAGUUAUCAGCUCAAAAAUUAUGUUGUAUCGUUUUAUUUUGAAUUUAGGCUUUGGGACUACUUUUUUCCAGCUUCAAUGAGAAAAUAAGAUCUACAACUCAGGAGUUACUAGGGAAGUUCAAGUACUUUUCUGCCAAGUAUUAAAAAUAUAAACAUAUGAAAAUGCCAUAAUGCCUGUCAUAGUCAUUGCUUCCUAUUUUGUCAGAUAAAAUUACCUUGCUUCUAGAUUUUAUACUUUAAUCUGAGUGAAAGUAUGAUCUGGUGAAAAGGAAAAACAGUACAGUGUUACAUCUGAGUUACUCUGAAAAAUCACAGUAGUAAAUGAACCUCAACAAUGAGUGGUCAAAAACUGGUUUAACUAAUGGGGGGAUAGUAUUUGGUUAAUUAUUUUAAUAUUAAAUUUUCAAGUUAUAGAGUUAUGGUUGAGUAUUCAUCCAUACUGAGUAAUGAAACUUUUUAAAACUAUAAUUGGGACUCUUCUAAAGAUUUUCUAAUGUAAGAUACAAAGGAUAUUCUUGAUCUUGCUUGAUUGUAACGGUAUCUACAGGUUUUUAAUGUCUGUUUGGGGUGAGGGUGAUCCUCUGUUGUAGGAAUGUUUUUAAGAUUUCUAUUUUGUUUUCCACUUAAGAAAUUCCCCUCUCUCAUUUGGAGUAUAUGUGUUAAACAUAAGGUAGGUUGUAUUUAGACAUGCUAGAAUCAUUAAAUGUAGGUGAAGUUGUAGAGAAAAUGGCCUGGGUCAAUGUAGGAUCUAGAAAAUUAGGAGUGUAUAUUUGUUGUUUUUUUAAAAUUUUGUAUUAUUUAUUACAGGAACAGAUUUGUGUGGGUAAACAGUGAAUACUCCCCUGCUCCUUCUGCAUUCUAGUUAUCCAACCCACCCAGCAGACUGUGUUCAGAGACAGAAUGUUUUUAGAAAUUCCUAUUACUGAAAUUAAUAGUAUAGCUAUAAAUAUUAAUGUCUGGAGGUAUACAGAUGUGCCUUAAUGUAAAUGAUUUUCAUUCAGAAGUUUACAUUUUUACUCCAUUAUAAAAAUCUCAUCAUUGGGAACUUUCCAAACCAUGAAUAUCAGUUCUUUUGAUGGAAUUUGGAGACAUUGCUAUUUGGGACAAUAGCAUCAGUUCAUAAAGAAGUGUACUCACCAUAUUACAUUUAUUUAUGCCUUUUGUAGUUUAGCUACAUACCAUAAUUUUCAUUUUUAACAUUCCUUGUUACUGCAGGUAAUAUUUGUUUUGCUUCUUCUUAGAUGUAGAUAGAUACAGUAAUGGAAUUAUAUUAAAGAAAUUAUUAAAAAUUUAAUUCCAGUAGACAGUUGGAGAAAUCUGAAGCUAAUUUGAAAAACUUUUAUGUUGUCAUCUCAUUAGAAUCAUUUUAAAAGCAUUAUUCUUGCAUUUUUUGUAGGUUAGAGUGUUCUUUGUCAUUUUUUUUUUGUAUUCUUUUGUGAAGUUUGUUUCAAUUAUUUGAGGAAAAUAACUUUAAUCUGUUUAUUUUCCUGAAUUAAAGUUUUCACGUAGAGAAUACAAUUAGAUGUUUUGUGUUAUGACUCAAACUCUGGCUGGAAGUAGAGUUCAGAGAGGGAGAAGGGACAGGAAUCACUGUGGGCGUCUCAGGAAAGUGCUACCAGUGCUGGGCUCCACUUCUCCCUUGGCAUGAUGGGUCCUCAGAUCCUCCUCUGGAUAAUGAGGAUGAAAAGGUCUAACUUCUAGGGAGGAAGAACCAUCUUGGACUCCAUAAACAAUUUCGAUGGGUAUCAGUUCUCAUAAUAUCUGCUAUAAUUUAUUUUGUAGUUAUUUAGAAACUUGUAAGCAAUUGGGCACUAGUAAAUUAUAGUUAUAUUUCAAUGUUUCCCGAGAUCAUUAUUAAGCUAUGAGUUUUCACCCCUAUUUAUUUAAAAAAGGAAAGUUGUUCAUUUAUAGCUAUAUAUUAAUAUAAAAAUUUUUAUAAAUGAUUAAGAGAAAAAACAGUAAUGAUCACUUACUGUGCUAAAAUACCUUUUCUAAAAAUAACCUCUAGGGUUUUUCAGUUUUACUUUUUAAAGUAUAGUCUGUGUAACAGUUUACAUUAACUAGAGAAGUUAGAUAUAUAAUAAGCUUUAGUACUAAGACAUUUACGUUCUGCACUCAAAUGGACAUUUUUUUUCCAGUGCUAACAGAUUUUGUUUCAUGUGAAGAAAAAGAAAACACAAAUGAAAGUCUAGAAAAAGCAACAGAAAACUCACCACAGAAAUAAAGACAUAACCCUUGAUAAGUUUAUAUAAGUGCCAGAAUUAUUGGAAGCAGGUAACGAAUGAUUUAAAAAAAAGCUUUGUUGUGGGGCAUGCUUUAAGAAUCAGCUCUUUGUGCCAAGGAGAUCAGGUAUUUGUGUGCAAACAGAUCCCAUUAAUACUCUCAUGUGAGCCAUGAAUUCCGCUUAAUCUGCGUUGAAGCCUUCAAGUAGACUGAUAGAUGUAAUCAAGUAAUAAACUACCAAGUUUAAUUUCUUUGCCUGUGUGUAUGAACAGUUGGUAGUUUUACUAAUAAGUUAAACUGAUGGACUGGUUGCAGAUAAGAGAAAGACUCAGUGAUAGGUGGUUUGUGUGAGUAAAGUAACUCUUUCACUGUGUCAAGAGUUGAGAGCAUAUUAAUUGUGUGGCAUAAUUGUGAGAAACAAAUGGGAGCAAAAGGUUAGGUCCUUUGAUGAGCAUUUUCCUCCUGUUUUUAAAAAGGGCUUCAAAUUGUUUCCUAAGUAAGGUAAUCUUUCUUUAGUAUUAUCUAAGAAGAGGGACAGCAGACUGUCAUUUGGAAACUAUUGUGUCCCCUGUAUUUUAAAUAUUUCAGGAAAAUGGCUAAAUUGUUACAAACCUGUGAUUUACUUAUAACAAGCUCUGAUUCUCCAGUGGCCACUGGGCCUUCUCUGUGCUCUGUAUUCAAUUACAGUAUGAAUUACAGAAUGCUGUGCAUGUUUGUUAGUACCAAUACCAUGUGUAUGUGGUAGAAGUUGUAACCAGUUUCUGGAUCUGUAUGGUAUUAUACUUAUUUUAUAAUUCUGUAAUCGUAUGGCAGUGUUAUGCCAAAAAUGUAUAAAGAAUAGUUUGUUGCUUACUGCUGUAUUUUAAAAUAUUGUUUCUAAAAUAGAGUUCCUUUUGAGUAAUUAUUUUUAUUAACUAUUGCCAAAUAUAUAUCCUGUAAAACUAAUAAAAGUCACUACAUCUUAGGUAACAUUUUAGCAUUGUGCUAGAGUACAUUAUGGUGAUUUUGCACGAUUAAAAUAUUUUUAAAGAACCAGAAAAAA